CUGUACAACAGCCACAACAAGUAGUACAGCAACCACAACAACAAAUGGUACAGCAACAACAACAUCAACCAACAGUGCAGCUGCCACAACAACAAAUGGCACAGCAACAACAACCAUCAUCACAGCAGCAACAAAUACAACAACAACAUACCAUUAAAAGUUUGAUGAAUGCAGACAAUGCAGCAUUGUUAACAAAAACUCGUUUGCGUGAACUAGUCAAAGAAGUAGAUCCAAAUGAACAGCUAGAAGAGGACGUAGAAGACCUUAUGUUGCAGUUAUCUGACGAUUUUGUCAACGAAUUAGUCAAAGCAGCAUGUGUAUUUGCUAAACAUAGAAAAUCAAAUAUCGUUGAAGUUAAAGACGUCCAAAUUUACUUAGAACGGUACUUAAAUAUGUGGAUACCUGGUUUUGGAACAGAUGAAUUGAAACCAUACAAAAAAGCACCCAUCACAGAAGCACAUAAACAACGAACAGCACUUAUCAAGAAAGUCGCCAGUAAAAAAUACUAGUUUAAAUAUCAAUUUGUUACAUGUCACCAGCAUUACUGUUCAGAAUUUCUUAAACAUUUAUUUUUGGUUGUUAAAAAUAAUACUUAAGAGCUGUUUAAUAUAAAA
Myzus persicae (green peach aphid) is the source of this 614-nucleotide messenger RNA. Its product is annotated as transcription initiation factor TFIID subunit 12-like. NCBI's taxonomy places the organism in Eukaryota, Metazoa, Arthropoda, Insecta, Hemiptera, Aphididae. Gene Ontology annotation, biological process: RNA polymerase II preinitiation complex assembly; DNA-templated transcription initiation. Gene Ontology annotation, cellular component: SAGA complex; SLIK (SAGA-like) complex; transcription factor TFIID complex. The record is from RefSeq and is a predicted model, not a curated record. The coding region runs from base 45 to 509 and encodes 154 amino acids. The transcript is spliced from 3 exons. Gene Ontology annotation, molecular function: protein heterodimerization activity; DNA binding; TBP-class protein binding.